AUGUUCUCACUCCGGACAAUUGGACGUGGUGCUCCCGGCCUUCGGGCUUUCUCCACAGCCCGUAUGCUGCAAUCCGAGCUGGCAUAUCAAGUCUUUGGCGAGGAAAAUGGCCAAGCUGUCCGAGACCCAAUUCUGAUUCUACACGGACUAUUUGGAUCAAAGCAGAACAACAGGAGUAUCGGCAAGGCUUUGGCACGGGAUCUGAAAUGCCAAAUCUUUGCACUGGAUCUGCGUAACCAUGGCCAUUCUUUCCAUGCUCCUGAGCACAAUUACGGUUCUAUGGCAGAGGACGUGCAGGAGUUUAUUAAGCAGCAGAAACUCGACAAGUGCGUCCUAAUCGGGCAUUCCAUGGGUGCCAAAGCCGCAAUGGCGGUAGCACUGCGCGCCCCCGAACGCGUGUCAGCUUUGAUCCCCGUUGACAACGCACCGGUGAACGCAGCACUAAAGAGCGAUUUCCCUAAAUACGUCCGCGGGAUGCAGAAAAUCGAAGCUGCUAAGGUGUCAAAGCAAUCCGAUGCUAACAAAAUUCUCGAGGAUUACGAAGAGUCUCUUCCUAUCCGUCAAUUCCUUCUCACCAACUUGAUACGCUCCGAGGAAGAUAACACACUUAAGUUCCGAGUGCCGCUAUCUGUCAUCGGCGGCUCAUUGGAUCAUAUGGCUGAUUUCCCUUUCGAGGAAUCUGAUAACCUCCAUUACGACGGCCCGACGCUCUUCGUUCGUGGCACUAAGUCUAAGUAUGUUUCGGACGAUACUGUGCCGGCUAUCAAGAAGUUCUUCCCCAACGCGCAGAUUGUGGACGUCGAAGCGGGUCACUGGCUCAUUUCUGAGAACCCUGAAGCAUUUCGCCAAGCGGUGGUCAAGUUUUUGGGGUCGACAUAGUCGAGGUAAGCAUAAUUGGG
Penicillium hordei is the source of this 899-nucleotide messenger RNA. RefSeq lists its product as uncharacterized. The transcript is spliced from 6 exons. The coding region runs from base 1 to 879 and encodes 292 amino acids. Gene Ontology annotation, cellular component: mitochondrion. Lineage: Eukaryota; Fungi; Ascomycota; Eurotiomycetes; Eurotiales; Aspergillaceae. The record is from RefSeq and is a predicted model, not a curated record.